AAGGUUAUAUGGCCUGUUUCUUUGCAUUAUCGACAAUUUCUUUUAACGCAGUUUUAUUUGCAUAAUUGGCCACAUCUAUGUGCACUUUUUGCACAUCCUUAGUCAUAAUGCUGGCAGUUCAAAUAGUAUUGCCACUUGAACAAUGGCUUGUAGUGCCGGAGAAACAAAAAGCCUGUGUCUCUCGAUUGUAAAUGCAAAAAGGUGUUCGAAAGAGUUUAUCUCUUGAAAAUUUUCGUUGCUACAUCAUUAGAUACGAAUAAGAAGUCAAGUUUACUAGUUCAACCUUAUUUCUCAGCUCACCUCACCAGAAUCAUCGGCCUUUUUUUUGCGCGACAAACACUUGUUCCCAAACUUUGGACUUGUUAACUUACAUUUCGCGUUUCCGUUUCUUGGCAACUGGGUCGUUUUUUCACUUCCCCCUGCAUUUGAAAUUACAUUUCCAUAGUUGUGAUGAAUACUUCAAACUUCAAGGGUAAAGUGAUCCUGAUCACGGGCGCCAGUUCCGGCAUUGGCGCCGGAACGGCUAAGCAUUUCGCGGCUUUGGGCGCCAAAUUGGUUCUGAUCGCGAGAAACGAGGCCAAGUUGCAAGAAACUGCCAGCGAAUGCCGAACUGCCGGGGCUGAGAACGUGCUUGUCUCACCCCACGAUCUGGGCAUCGCCGAGGAGUGCGUCAAAGCCGUGGAGAAUACGGUGUCCCAUUUUGGAGGUUUGGAUGUCCUGGUGAACUCUGCAGGGAUGUUGGUGAAAGGCGAUACGGCCUCUGGAUCCAUUGAGGAUUUUGACAAGUGCAUGAACCUCAACGCCAGAUCAGCCUUCAUUCUGAGUCAAGCCGCCAUUCCGCACCUCAUGAAGACCAAGGGCAAUAUUGUUCACAUUUCCAGUGUUUGUGGUUUGCGGCCUUUUCCCGGUGUGCUAGCUUAUUGUAUGAGUAAAGCUGCCCUGGAUCAACUGGUGCGCUCGAGUGCUCUGGAAUUGGCCCCGCAAGGGGUCCGAGUGAACGCGGUCAAUCCCGGUGUGAUCCUCACCGAGAUCCACAAACAGGUGGGCAUGAACGAUGUUGAAUUGGCGAUUUUCGUGGAGCGAAUCCAGAAGUCCCAUGCUUUGGGUCGUGUAGGAACGGUGGAUGAGGUGGCCAAAGCCGUGGCCUAUUUGGCCUCCGAGGAUGCCUCCUUCGUCACGGGCGUCACGUUUUCUAUUGACGGAGGUCGCAACAUUAUGUCCGUCUAAGGGUCGAUCGAUAAUCAAUGGUCGAAGCAAAAUGAAUCAUGCUUGCCCAAACUCAUGACCAAAGUUAUUUU
Molecule: messenger RNA, 1298 nt
Organism: Tigriopus californicus
Lineage: Eukaryota; Metazoa; Arthropoda; Copepoda; Harpacticoida; Harpacticidae
Exons: 4
Coding region: 451-1227 (258 amino acids)
Source: RefSeq, a predicted model, not a curated record